Molecule: messenger RNA, 2875 nt
Organism: Cydia strobilella
Lineage: Eukaryota; Metazoa; Arthropoda; Insecta; Lepidoptera; Tortricidae
Product: V-type proton ATPase catalytic subunit A
Exons: 14
Coding region: 133-1986 (617 amino acids)
Biological process (GO): ATP metabolic process; proton transmembrane transport
Cellular component (GO): proton-transporting V-type ATPase, V1 domain; lysosomal membrane
Molecular function (GO): proton-transporting ATPase activity, rotational mechanism; ATP hydrolysis activity; ATP binding
Source: RefSeq, a predicted model, not a curated record
AGACUUCCAACCAUAGAGAAGAUAGGUCAGCUGACUUUACUUUUAUCAUUGGUCUUGUGAUAAGUUGUAGUUCUCCGCCAUUCUCGGCCCGACUUUUCCAUCUUUAUCGUCUUAUAAGAAUAUAAUUUCAAAAUGGCGGCGCGGGCCAAUCUGAGGAUGAUUGCCACUGAAGAGAAUGAGGAUCAGUUUGGCUACGUGUUCGCCGUCUCCGGGCCCGUCGUAACGGCGGAGAAAAUGUCCGGAGCGGCUAUGUACGAGUUGGUGCGUGUCGGCUACAACGAGCUGGUGGGAGAGAUUAUCCGUCUGGAGGGAGACAUGGCCACCAUUCAGGUGUACGAGGAAACCUCGGGUGUGACCGUCGGCGACCCCGUGCUCCGCACCGGCAAGCCCCUGUCCGUGGAGCUCGGCCCCGGCAUCCUCGGCUCCAUCUUCGACGGCAUCCAGCGCCCGCUCAAGGACAUCAACGAGAUGACGCAGUCCAUCUACAUCCCCCGCGGCGUCAACGUGCCCUGCCUGUCCCGCGACAUAAGCUGGGAGUUCAACCCGCUCAAUGUCAAGGUGGGCUCCCACAUCACGGGCGGGGACCUGUACGGCGUGGUGCACGAGAACACGCUGGUGAAGCACCGCAUGAUCGUGCCGCCCAAGGCCAAGGGUACCGUCACCUACAUCGCGCCCUCCGGCAACUACAAAGUCACCGACAUCGUGCUGGAGACCGAAUUCGACGGCGAGAAGAACAAGUUCAGCAUGUUGCAAGUGUGGCCCGUGCGUCAACCCCGCCCCAGCGCAGAGAAACAGCCCGCCAACCACCCGCUGCUCACCGGCCAGCGUGUGCUCGACUCUCUGUUCCCGUGCGUGCAGGGCGGCACCACCGCCAUCCCCGGAGCCUUCGGUUGCGGCAAGACUGUCAUCUCGCAGGCGCUGUCCAAGUACUCCAACUCCGACGUCAUCGUCUACGUCGGUUGCGGAGAGCGUGGUAACGAGAUGUCCGAGGUACUGCGGGACUUCCCCGAGCUGACCGUCGAGAUCGACGGCGUGACCGAGUCCAUCAUGAAGCGCACGGCGCUCGUCGCCAACACGUCCAACAUGCCCGUGGCUGCCCGCGAGGCCUCCAUCUACACCGGUAUCACGCUGUCCGAGUACUUCCGCGACAUGGGCUACAACGUGUCCAUGAUGGCGGACUCGACGUCGCGCUGGGCGGAGGCGCUGCGCGAGAUCUCGGGGCGGCUGGCGGAGAUGCCGGCGGACUCCGGCUACCCCGCGUACCUCGGCGCCCGCCUCGCCUCCUUCUACGAGCGCGCCGGCCGCGUCAAGUGCCUGGGCAACCCCGACCGAGAGGGUUCCGUGUCCAUCGUAGGCGCCGUGUCGCCGCCCGGUGGUGACUUCUCGGACCCCGUGACCGCCGCCACCCUCGGCAUCGUCCAGGUGUUCUGGGGUCUCGACAAGAAGCUCGCCCAGAGGAAGCACUUCCCCUCCAUCAACUGGCUCAUCUCCUACAGCAAGUACAUGCGCGCUCUCGAUGACUUCUAUGACAAGAACUACCCCGACUUCGUGCCCCUCAGGACCAAGGUCAAGGAGAUUCUCCAGGAAGAAGAAGAUUUGUCAGAAAUCGUGCAGCUGGUCGGCAAGGCGUCGCUGGCCGAGACCGACAAGAUCACACUCGAGGUCGCCAAGCUGCUCAAGGACGACUUCCUGCAGCAGAACAGCUAUUCGGCCUACGAUCGCUUCUGCCCGUUCUACAAGACGGUGGGCAUGUUGAAGAACAUGAUCUCGUUCUACGACAUGUCGCGACACGCCGUGGAGGCCACCGCGCAGUCCGACAACAAGGUCACGUGGAACACCAUCCGCGACGCCAUGGGGCCCAUCCUCUACCAGCUCUCCUCCAUGAAAUUCAAGGACCCCGUGAAGGAGGGCGAGGCGAAGAUCAAGGCGGACUUCGACCAGCUGCUCGAGGACAUGGCCGCCGCCUUCCGCAACCUCGAGGACUAGGCGAGUGAGGGAUGGCCGGACCGGAGUGUGGUCCCCGCACCCCGCGCCCCGCACCCCGCACCCCGCACACCGCACCCCGCGCCGGGGCGAGGCGUCACACUAUCUCACCCCGUUAGAGCUGCUGACUGCCGAGUGCGGGCAGCCGUUGUGCGGCAGUCAGAGGCCCGCCAGUGUUAUCCGCUUGUAGUUUAUAAUUUUAGCACUUGAACAUAUUGCACGAAAGUCUCCGGAUAGGUGACGCCCCGCCCCGGAUCUUAGCCCCAGGAGCCCCCGCCCCCUGACGUCCGGUUUCUUGCGGGAUACGGUUUUCUGCAGGAUUCCGUUUUAUUAGUGUACGUGAUAGUAUAGUAACGUUCCGUCUGCGGGAUCCCGCCCGCGUCCUACAGAAAACUGGAUCCUGCAGAAAACUGGACGUCGGAGGGAGAGCGGCCUAUUUGUCUAUGUAGAGAGUGCGUAGGUUGUUAAGUACGUGUAUUACUUAUUUAAAGCUGUCGGGCCGCGUCCAUUGUAAAUAUUGUUCCCCCUCGGUGCCUCGCACCUUCGGUCGAUUAGUUGUUACUAUUAAAUAAUAUAUACUAUUUAUACACCCUCCCUGUGAAUUAUUUGCCCGAUGAUAUUUUGUGUGAAUUUUCGAAAUCGACGUAUCAGUGAAAUAUCCUCUUGCAUUCCACGUUAUGUUUAUAGUUAAUCGAAAUCGUGUAAUCGCUUCGGCUCGCCGGCCGGUCGCUCGGCCGACAGUUGUGUUCAGUAUUAAGUCGGUUCCAGUUGUACAAAUAUAAACGAUUUCCUCGUAUUGCUCGAGAUUCUUGCUGUUUCGGCUCUGUGACGUUAAGUGUUGAGAGGAGACGAGAGUUAUUAUAUUAUAAAUAAUAAAUAUAUUAAAUAUUAA